ACAGCCGGGUGAAGAAAUCCCAUUGGAAUCGAGAAAGUACAACGUUAUAAGAAUAACAGUCACAAAACAAUCCGGCAGCAGUAGUAUUCGUUUAGACAGUGUAGAACUUUCUACUUGUGGUGAACUUACAACAGUUUCAAUGGGAACAACUACACAACCAUCUACUAUAGAGGUUACAACAGCUACAGAAUGUGUUAAAGAAAAAGUUGUACUAGGCGAGUCUAAUAUUGAUACAAAUAACCCGUUGGCACCCUUGUCCACAAGCGACAAAGAUGCACUUCAAGAGAAAGACGAUAACAAGUUUGUUGAGACAAAUGAAUCUAUUAUGGUUCUGUUGAUUGACGGUUUAGACGAAGAAGUAAAUGGUGUAACAGUUUCUGGUGAUGGCAUUGCUACUAUUACCGUGAAGUAUAAUCUUCCAGAUAAUCCAGAGUUUAUAACUGUUCAGGCCCCAAAUGUACAGCCGGGUGAAGAAAUCCCAUUGGAAUCGAGAAAGUACAACGUUAUAAGAAUAACAGUCACAAAACAAUCCGGCAGCAGUAGUAUUCGUUUAGACAGUGUAGAACUUUCUACUUGUGAGUUAAUAGAAUGUCCUGACCUUGCAGAAGUAAAUUUCGCUACUAUAACGAAUAAGACUGGUAUAAACGAAAACGACAAUAUUACGUAUGCUUGUGAUAGUGAUAAUGUAUUGAAGUCUGGUGACCUGACUCGUCAAUGUAUGAAGGAUGAAACCUGGAGUGGAAGUCCUCCGGUCUGUGGCAUUCCAAAUCCAAAUGGAAUUUGUACGCUACCUGCAGAACUUAGGAAUACGGAAUGGAUUUAUGAGUAUACCAAACCAGAUAAUAACCAACCGGUAACAACUACACUUCAGUUUCAGAAUACAAUUUUACCAAAACAGUCAUCCAUGAGUGUAUAUACUUUAGGAACGAUAAUGGACGCAUGGACUUGCAUAUCUAACUUAACAAUAUCAGAUACAGAUUCUGUUGUUGUUUUUAAAAGCGAUACUAGUCAUUCAGCUGGGCCCUUUUCGGCACAAAGAUGGUUAUAUCUUUGUAUGAAACUCACAAAGGUCACAGACAACUUGUUUUACUUCUACUUAUUGUCAGAUGUGGAUACAACUGUAUUUCCGAACGAGAGGAUAUUCAAUCCAAAAGCAAAUAGUGUACCAGCUAAUACAGACCCAUUGUGUACUACCUUUUGUCAACAUUCAACAAUACCAAAAAGGCGCACACUACGAAAGAGAGGUACUACCGAUGUCAUGCCAAGUGAUGCACGUUUGUGUACGCCUUGUGAAAGUCCAUGUGAGGAACAGGUCAUUGUUUGUCCGGACCUUACUCCAGUACAUUUUGCUACGAUAACAAACCAGACUGGUACAAACUACCAAGAUACAAUAACUUACACAUGUAACACUGGCUACGAAUUGACGUCUGGUAGUCUGACUCGGCAAUGUAUGGAUGAUAAAACCUGGAAUGGAAGUCUGUCAGUCUGCGAGAUAGUAACUUGUCCAGGCCUUGCAGACGUGAAGUUCGCUAAAAUAACUACUCAGACUGGUUCAAAUUUCCAAGACAUCAUGACGUAUGCUUGUAUCACUGGGUAUGAAUUGACGUCUGGUAGCUUAACUCGUAAAUGUAUGGCCGAUGGAACCUGGGAUAGAAGUCAUCCAGUCUGCGAGAUAGUAGCUUGUCGAGGCCUUGCAAAAGUUAACUUCGCUAGAAUAACGUCCCAGACUGGUAAAAACUUCAAGGACACAAUAACGUACGCGUGUGCCAAAGGCUAUAAACCAAAGCAUGAUAGUCAUUUAACUCGAACUUGUAAAGCUGAUGGAACCUGGAAUAAUCAUCCUCCUAUUUGUAAGAAGAGUUAUGGUCAUGGUUAUUGUUAUGACUGUUGUCGAGAUCAUCGAAAUCAUCGUCGUCGAAGUCAUCGUCGUCGUAGUCAUCCAAGUCAUUCAAGUCGUCGAAGUCAUCGCAGAAGUCACAGUCGAAGUAGUCAAAGUAGUCGAAGUCAUCGGAGUAGUCAAAGUAGUCGAAUUCAUCGUCGUCGUAGUCGUCCAAGUCAUUCAAGUCGUCGAAGUCAUCGCAGAAGUCACAGUCGAAGUAGUCAAAGUAGUCGAAGUCAUCGAAAAAGUCGUAGUCGAAGUAAUCAAAGUCAUCGAAGAAGUCGAAGUAGUCAAAGUCAUCGGAGUCGUAGAACUUAGUGAAAAUUGAGAUAAUGUAUCUAAUAUACGGCAAGACUAUGGAGUAAGAUGUUUAUAGAAUUUAUGUAACUGUUGUAGAUAAAAAAAAAAUAAUGAAUGUUAGCAACACAUAUAUUUACAACAGAACUAAUUAUAGGUUUCAUAACAAGUGAUAAUGGAAUAUCGCUUGAAAUCAACUCAUACUACAAAAUUAAAGUCAUAUAAAUCAA
Mytilus trossulus (common blue mussel) is the source of this 2406-nucleotide messenger RNA. RefSeq lists its product as uncharacterized. The coding region runs from base 140 to 2197 and encodes 685 amino acids. The transcript is spliced from 13 exons. Lineage: Eukaryota; Metazoa; Mollusca; Bivalvia; Mytilida; Mytilidae. The record is from RefSeq and is a predicted model, not a curated record.